Molecule: messenger RNA, 2607 nt
Organism: Lycium barbarum (goji berry)
Lineage: Eukaryota; Viridiplantae; Streptophyta; Magnoliopsida; Solanales; Solanaceae
Product: probable glycosyltransferase At3g07620
Exons: 6
Coding region: 299-2269 (656 amino acids)
Molecular function (GO): glycosyltransferase activity
Source: RefSeq, a predicted model, not a curated record
CAGUCACUUGUUCUAACUUUGAUAUACUAAAAAACACUAGCAUUGAGUUACUAAAUGUAGAAAAUAUUGGAUUUUGAUUCUUUAAUCCAUUCAACUUAUUAAUAUUAAACCUUUUCAACUACUCCAAGUUAUUACUCUAAAAGUUUCCUUUUUUUUUUUUUCUUGACAGUUUUGGUGGCCACUACCGACACUGCAGUUCACUUCAACUCUUCUUUUUGUUGGCUUUUUAUGCAGGAAAACAUGAAACAGAUAUUUGAAUUGCCUUGACGAGCUAUUGAUAUUGAAGUGAACUUUAAGAAUGAAGUACCGCGAGGAGCUUCAGUAUUUGCGUCAAAUUGAUAAAAGGAAAUGGAUUUUGAUAGUGGUGUUGGUGGCUGUGACUCAUUUAUUUUGUCAGACGUUGAUGCUUCCUUAUGGAAAUGCCCUCUGUUCUCUGUUAUCGGAGAGCAAGAUUCUUCUACCUGAGAAGAUAAGUUUGUCGGUUACAGAAUCUCCUGUCGUGGAAAAAUCUGCAAAUGUUGGUGACAGCCUUUCAAAUUUCGAUAAUGCACAUGUGUUGAUUGAUCGUGUGAAAAGUACAGAUAAGGGUGAUGCAGGUGAAGAUGGCGAAAUCGAUGAGGUAAAACUGCGUAGCAUUCAUUCAGUUGGUAAAGCGCUGGAUAAUGACUCUGAUUUUGUUGAAGAUGCAACUAUUGAGAACGAUAAUCUAUUUGAUGAAGUCGUGGACAUGGAUGAGGAAACUACAAUGCUGAAGAACGACGAAUCUAAACAGGACCUUUCUUUAGAGCAAGUUGUAAAACCAAAUGGUGAACUUUCAGCAGACUCGGAGUUAGAUGCAAAUAGAAAUAGCGUGCUUAAUGAUACUAAAGCUGCGAGUCUAACUAACUUAUCGUCUGUGGUUGCUUCAAACCAUCUAGAUCACUUGCCAUUGGUUACCAUAAAUGAAAGAAACUUCAUUUAUACUGAUAAUAACAAGUCUUCAACUGGAGAUUCGACUCAACUUCUCCAAAGAAGUCCAGUAAAAAAGAAGAUGAGAUGCAUGUUGCCACCGAAAACAAUUACUUUAAUUUCUCAGAUGGAAAGGUUACUAGUUAGGCAUCGUGCUCGUUCACGUGCUAUGAGACCUAGGUGGUCCUCAGAAUGUGACCGUGAAAUUCUGGCUGCUAGAUUGCAGAUUGAAAAUGCUCCACUUCUGAGGAAUGAUCGAGAACUUUAUGUUCCCGCCUUUCGAAAUGCGUCCAUGUUCAAAAGGAGCUAUGAACUCAUGGAGCGGAUUCUCAAAGUUUAUGUCUACAAGGAAGGGGAGAAGCCCAUUUUUCAUCAACCAAUAAUGAAGGGAUUGUAUGCAUCCGAAGGAUGGUUCAUGAAACUAAUGGAGGGAAACAAUAAGUUUGUUGUGAAGGAUCCCCGAAAAGCUCACUUGUUCUACAUGCCCUUUAGUUCAAGAAUGCUGGAGCAUUCUCUUUAUGUGCGUAAUUCUCAUAAUCGAACAAACCUACGCCAGUAUUUGAAAGAAUACUCAGAGAAGAUUGCAGCAAAAUAUCGUUUCUGGAACAGAACUGGUGGGGCUGAUCAUUUUCUCGUUGCAUGCCAUGACUGGGCUCCUUAUGAAACGAGGCACCACAUGGAGCACUGUAUCAAGGCCCUCUGCAACGCGGACGUAACAUUAGGCUUCAAAAUAGGAAGGGAUGUGUCCCUUCCGGAAACAUAUGUUCGCUCUGCCAGAAAUCCUCUUAGAGAUCUUGGAGGAAAGCCACCAUCUCGAAGAAAAGUUCUCGCAUUCUAUGCCGGGAAUAUGCACGGAUACUUGCGUCCAAUCUUGCUCGAGCAUUGGAAGGACAAAGAUCCUAGUAUGGAAAUCUUUGGUCCAAUGCCAAGUGGUGUUGCUAGCAAAAUGAAUUAUAUCCAGCAUAUGAAGAGCAGCAAGUUCUGCAUCUGCCCGAAGGGCUACGAAGUCAACAGUCCAAGAGUCGUAGAAGCCAUAUUUUACGAAUGCGUGCCAGUCAUUAUAUCGGAUAAUUUCGUGCCUCCCUUUUUCGAAGUCCUGAAUUGGGAUGCAUUCUCGUUAAUCCUAGCUGAGAAGGAUAUUCCGAACUUGAGAAGCAUACUUCUUUCCAUACCGGAAAAGAAGUAUCUCGAUAUGCAACUAGCUGUCAGGAAGGUUCAGCGUCAUUUCCUUUGGCAUGCAAAGCCGGUAAAAUACGACUUGUUUCACAUGACACUUCAUUCGAUUUGGUAUAAUAGAGUUUUUCAAACGAAAGCGAGAUGACAACAGCAAAGGAUUGGUAGAUUAUGGUUAUAGUUUCCUAUUAUGAUGUUCAGACUCUUAAAAAAUGCCCCCAGGUGUGUGUCGGAUCCUCCAAAAGUAAGUGUAUUUUUUGGAGGAUCCGAUACGGGUGCAAAAUUACUUUUGGAGAGUUCGAACAACAUAGGUUUCCUAGCCUCCAAAAGGUUUGUGACAAUUCUGAGAUAAGCUUUUUGGAGGAACUGUUACUUUGUAUAUUGUAGGUUGUAUUUUUUUUUUUGGUACCACAAUGUGCUUGUUCAAGAAAAAUAUGGACUUGAAACUUUUGGUCUAUUGAAGCUGUGGUGUUCUUUUCUUAACAA